Molecule: messenger RNA, 1159 nt
Organism: Durusdinium trenchii
Lineage: Eukaryota; Dinophyceae; Suessiales; Symbiodiniaceae
Source: the annotation of a GenBank genome assembly
GAAGCCCUGAGAAUGUUUGGCCAUUCGACCAGCUUAGUGACCAUUGUUUGACCAAUGGCGAAGCGUGCUCGCUGCAGCGUGCAGACCGGUGCCAGAUGUUUGCCUCACUCUUUCGAACGCAGCCGAGCCAUCCGAAGGGUCCGGGGAGGUCCCAGCCUGAGCCAGAACGGAACAAGAAAGGCAAGCCAGGGAAGGCAGCCCACAUAGAUCAGACUGGUGUGGAGGGUCUCUCAAAGACUCAGCGGCGAAAGCAGAAACAGAAACAAGAGAAGGAGAAGCAGAAGAAGCAGGCGGCUGUAGAUCAGACCGGUGUGGAGGGUCUCUCAAAGACUCAGCGGCGAAAGCAGAAGCGGAAACAAGAGAAGGAGAAGCAGAAGGAGAAGCAGAAGAAGCAGGCGGCUGUAGGUCAGAGUGGCUCGAAGAAGAGGCAAAAGGUACCAGGAGUUGAAGUGCCCGAAGCAGAGCCAAGUGCCCGAAGCCCAGGCGUUCUGGGCAAAGCCGCCAAGAGGCUGAAGGGAUCCAGGUUUCGCUGGCUGAAUGAGACCUUGUACACCAUGACGGGGCAAGAGGCCUUCAAGCUCUUCUCGGAGGAUCCUUCCCUGGCGGAUGCCUACCACGAGGGCUUCCGCGCGCAAGCGGCGAAGUGGCCGAAGAACCCCCUGGAUGAGGUCAUCCGUUGGCUGAAGAAGGAGGUGGCAAAGGAUGCCGUGAUCGGUGACUUUGGUUGUGGUGAUGCCCGUUUGGCACUGGAGCUUGAGAACCGAACCGUUCAUUCCUUCGACUUGGUGCCGAUUAACAGCAGGGUCACUGCCUGCAACUUGGCGAAGGUGCCCUUGCCCAAGGCUUCGCUGGAUGUGGCGAUUUUUUGCCUGGCGCUAAUGGGCACGGAUUGGAUCAAGUUUGUGACAGAGGCACGGCGCUGCUUGAAGCUUGGGGGUUUGUGCCACAUUGUGGAGGUGGAGUCACGCUUCGCAGAGAUAGACGCGGUGGUGAGGACCAUCGAAUCUCUCGGCUUUCAGCAAGUCCUGGUGAAGCCAGGCAGCUUCUUUGUGGAAAUGCGCUUCCGUGCGACCAAGGAACGCCAGGGCCACAAAUCGCACGGAGAAGGCGAGUUGCUUCAAGCUUGUACAUAUCGGAAGCGCUAGGAGGCUGCAAAAAA